Messenger RNA from Eimeria necatrix, 324 nucleotides. RefSeq lists its product as hypothetical. Lineage: Eukaryota; Apicomplexa; Conoidasida; Eucoccidiorida; Eimeriidae. The record is from RefSeq and is a predicted model, not a curated record. The coding region runs from base 1 to 324 and encodes 107 amino acids. The transcript has 2 exons.
AUGGGGGCCCCAGGGGGCCCCAAAGAAAGAACUAUUGGGGACUCCAGGGGGGCCCCUCGGGGGCCCCAGGGGGGCCCCCCUGGACAGCCGCUGCAGCAGCAGCUGCACCAGCAGCAGCUGCAGCUGCAGCAGCAGCAGCUGCACCAGCAGCUGCAGCAGCAGCUGCAGCAGCAGCUGCUGCUGCAGAAGCUGCUGCUGCAGCAGCAACUGCAGCAGCAGCAGCUGCACCAGCAAAUGGAGCAGCAGCAGCUGCACCAGCAAAUGGAGCAGCAGCAGCUGCAGCAGCAACUGCAGCAGCAAAUACAGCAGCAGCAAAGGGCCUAA